This is a messenger RNA of Penicillium alfredii, 2604 nucleotides long. RefSeq names its product histidine biosynthesis protein HIS4. Lineage: Eukaryota; Fungi; Ascomycota; Eurotiomycetes; Eurotiales; Aspergillaceae. Gene Ontology annotation, biological process: L-histidine biosynthetic process. The record is from RefSeq and is a predicted model, not a curated record. Gene Ontology annotation, cellular component: cytoplasm. The coding region runs from base 1 to 2604 and encodes 867 amino acids. Gene Ontology annotation, molecular function: phosphoribosyl-ATP diphosphatase activity; metal ion binding; phosphoribosyl-AMP cyclohydrolase activity. The transcript is spliced from 3 exons.
AUGGCCACCCCGUUCCUUAUCUCCUACCCCUCCUCCCCCACCUCCGGCCUGUCCCUGAAGCAGAUCGCCUACUUCGGCCGUGUGCUUGUGAAGGUUACGAGUCUGUCCCAGGCAGAGGAUUUCCUGCACCAGCACUUUCGGCAGCUUGAUGUCUUCGUCGACGCGACUGACGUCUCCUCCGCCGGUGACCUGGUCGAUAUCCUCAAUGCCGGUGCCGCCAAGAUCUUGAUCACCCUCGACCAAUUGACGACCCUCUCCCAGGAACAGUCGGUUCCGUCGUCUCGUUUGGUCGUCUACGCCCUUUCUGAGGCCGAGUUGGACACUUUCCAGCAAUGGAUCGCCGCCAAUUCCGAACGCAAUGACGCAAGUGUCUGCACGGAACCCGCCCACGUCGCGGCGGCCGCCGCCAACUUGAGGAUCAGUGCGGACUCGCCGCGCCUCUACACAACCUAUGGAGACCAAACGGUGUCGGAGGAUACAGUCCAACAGACCAUCCAACAGAACGCGAUUGCUAUUCUCUCCUCGCAGGCGUUGACCGUGGAGCGGGAUGCACCGAACCAAAUCUCUGCGGCGAAGCUCCUCGCGUCGCGCGCUGUCACCGAUCAGGCCAAUGGGUUGUAUGCGACUUCUGUUACGGAUGAGCGAGGCUCUUGUCUGGGUGUUGUCUGGAGUAGCGAUGAGAGUAUCGCUGAAGCUCUCCGCACCGGGACCGGGGUCUACCAGAGCCGGAAGCGUGGGCUGUGGUACAAGGGCCAGUCGAGCGGAGAUGUGCAGGAACUGAUCCGCAUUGGAUUCGACUGCGAUGCCGACUGCCUGGUCUUCGUGGUAAAGCAAAUUGGACGCGGCUUCUGCCACCUCGGUACCGAAACCUGCUUCGGCGCAUCCGCCGGUCUUUCCCGUCUUCAGAAAACCCUCCAAGCCCGCAAGGCAGACGCACCCGCAGGAUCCUACACUGCUCGCUUGUUCAAUGACCCCAAGCUCGUGCAGGCUAAGGUCAUGGAGGAAGCAGACGAGUUGUGCCGCGCGACCACCAAGGAAGAGAUUGCCUUCGAGGCGGCCGACUUGUUCUACUUUGCUCUGACUAAGUGUACUGCCGCCGGCGUUAGCCUCGAGGAUAUCGAGCGGAAUCUCGACCUCAAGAACUUAAAGGUGAAGCGGAGAAAGGGCGAUGCCAAGGGCCCCUGGGCAGAGAAGGCAGGUCUGGCUGCCGCCGAAUCGAAGCCUGCGCCGGCACCUGCGCAGCCCGAGCCGCCUGCCGAGGACCGCACAACCCGGAUCGAAAUGAAGCGUGUGGUAACCGCAUCCACCCCUCCCAAUGUGGUCACGGACUACCUCAAGCGUCCCUCCCAGAAGUCCAACGAUGCCAUCGUCGGCCUGGUGCGUCCGAUCAUCCAGGACGUUCGCGACAAUGGCGAUGCUGGGGUACUGAAGUACACCCACAAGUUCGAGAAGGCUACUUCGUUGACCUCCCCGGUCAUCCACGCGCCUUUCCCGGCAAACCUCAUGCAGCUGGAACCUGAGACACAGAAGGCGAUUGAUGUCAGUAUCGGUAACAUUGAACGUUUCCACGCCGCACAGAAGGGAAGCAACGAUGCCCUCCAGAUGGAGACUAUGCCUGGUGUGGUCUGCUCCCGCUUCUCGCGUGCCAUUGAGCGAGUGGGCCUGUACAUUCCCGGUGGCACUGCGGUACUACCAUCCACGGCAAUGAUGCUGGGUGUGCCGGCCAUGGUGGCGGGCUGCCAAAAGAUCAUCUUGGCGUCGCCGCCCCGUGCAGACGGCAGCAUCUCACCGGAGAUCGUAUACGUCGCUCACAAGGUCGGUGCCGAGAGCAUUGUCCUGGCGGGCGGCGCGCAAGCUGUGGCAGCUAUGGCCUACGGCACAGAAAGCAUCAGCAAGGUGGACAAGAUCCUGGGACCGGGCAACCAAUUCGUGACUGCCGCAAAGAUGCUGGUGUCCAACGACACAUCCGCCGGUGUCAGCAUCGACAUGCCGGCCGGACCUAGCGAGGUGCUCGUCGUCGCCGACAAGUUUGCCAACCCGGCCUUCGUCGCUUCGGAUCUGCUGAGCCAGGCGGAGCACGGUGUCGACUCGCAGGUGAUCCUCAUUGCCAUCGAUCUGACCGAGGAGCAGCUGCUCGCCAUCGAGGAUGAAGUAGAUGCGCAGGCCAAGGCCCUGCCUCGCAUGGACAUUGUCCGCGGCUCUCUGGAUCACUCAGUCACCUUUGUUGUGCGGGACAUCACCGAAGCCAUGGCUCUCAGCAACCAAUAUGCGCCCGAGCACCUGAUCCUGCAGGUGCAGAACGCAGAGUCGGUGGUCGAGCAGGUGCAAAACGCCGGCAGUGUGUUCAUUGGCGCCUGGACUCCCGAGAGUGUAGGCGAUUACUCGGCAGGUGUCAACCACUCACUGCCUACCUAUGGCUACGCCAAGCAAUACUCCGGCGUCAACCUGGGCUCGUUCCUGAAGCACAUCACCAGCUCCAACCUGACCGCGGACGGUCUGCUGGGCCUUUCGAAGACUGUCGAGACCCUGGCGGCCGUGGAAGGUCUGGAGGCGCACAAGCGGGCUGUGAGCAUCCGUGUUGCGCAGAUGCAGAUGCAGUCAUAG